Messenger RNA from Xiphophorus maculatus (southern platyfish), 2970 nucleotides. RefSeq names its product actin-binding Rho-activating protein-like (gene abrab). Gene Ontology annotation, biological process: positive regulation of Rho protein signal transduction; positive regulation of transcription by RNA polymerase II. The transcript has 3 exons. Bases 97 to 1308 code for a protein of 403 amino acids. Gene Ontology annotation, cellular component: sarcomere. The record is from RefSeq and is a predicted model, not a curated record. Gene Ontology annotation, molecular function: actin binding. NCBI's taxonomy places the organism in Eukaryota, Metazoa, Chordata, Actinopteri, Cyprinodontiformes, Poeciliidae.
UGUGAGGUUAGAAAGCAACACGGGGAGAGAAAUCUCCAGAAAUUCAGGCAAAAAAAAUUUACUUAUUGCAAUUAUUGAAUCUUUUAUAUUUGAAAAAUGUCUGGUGAAACCUCUGAAAGGAAACCUUCGACCAACAAGAGCCUCAGGAAGCUGCACGCUGUGAGCAUGGUGUGCAGCCUGACGAGCGGCUGGCAGCGGUGGGUGGCGGAAAACGAGAAGAAACAAGCCGGCGAGCCGAGCGGCUGGGCACCGUCGUCCCAUGACGAACCAGAGGAACCCAAAAAGAAAUGGGCCCCUAAAAAGCCUCACUCUACACAAACCCAACCAGCUUUGGAGACACUUUCAGAGACUCGAACAUCUCCAUCUCAAGAAGCGCCCAGCAAUGAUGGCGUUCAGACCUCAAACAAUCAGCCAUCUUGCAUCAAAACAAAGCAGGUGGUGAAAACCGUGUCCAGCGGCGUCCAGGAGAAAAUCACAGGUGUCGGCUUCCUGGCUGAGAAGCUGAAAAGGGAAUCUCUUCCUUCGGGUGAUGAGAUUGACUGCCUGCUGAAGAAGAAGAGCUCCCCGACGCGCCGCAGGAAGUGCUCCAACAUGGUUUCCUCUCUGACGAAAAGCUGGAAGCAGAUGGAGAAUGAGCGGAAACUCGGAAAGGAAGGAGGAGGGCAAGGAGAUGCUCACAGCUGUGGGCAAGACAAAGGAGGCAGAGAGAAGGAGAGCGAUAAUGAGCAGGUUGCUCAGAGACACGAUGAGACGGUUUCAAAGGCUGGGGAGAGGAGCGACUCUGACGAAGACUCAGUGAGGAUAAAAAGACCUCAAGUCUCAGUGUACAAAAAGGAAGCUGAGGAUGCCAACAAGAUAAAUGCCCUUUCUAAGAAACACAGCGCUGUUGGAAAUCUAAAGAGUCGCUGGCAAAACUGGGCGGUGGAGCACACAGUCAGCCAGAAGCUGAACCCCUUCAGCGAAUACUUUGACUAUGACUACUCGAUGUCGCUACGCCUGCAGAAGGGCGAGGAGGGCUACGGACGUCCAAAGGAGGGCACAAAGACCGCAGAGAGGGCCAAACGAGCCGAGCAGCACAUCCACCGUGAAAUAGACGACAUGUGCUACGUGAUCAGGACUAUGGCCGAUCCGGAUCCAGACGGAAAGACCCGGGUCACUUUCGGACAGCUUUUUGACAGAUACGUUCGAAUCUCCGAUAAGGUGGUGGGGAUUCUGAUGAGAGCCCGGAAACACGGGAAGGUGGUGUUUGAAGGGGAGAUGCUGUGGCAGGGCCAGGAUGACGGAGUCAUUAUUACUCUGAUGGUCUGAUGGUUUACACCUGACAUCAGAUGAAAGAAAAGGACUGAGAGAAGCCUGAUCCAUCACUGUAGAGGAUCUCAAGAACAUAUUUGCUGCUAUUUUCAGUAGAUACUUGAAGAUUUUUAUGUUCUGUCAGUGUUGUGAGAUUAUGUGAGUUUUGCAAAACCUGCAAUUAUUAAUGCUUUGACUGAAGUCUACAGAGGUCAUUUUGACUGCCAUAAUCUGCAUUAUUAGGACCGCACUAAGAAUAUGGAGUAUGGAAAGAAUAAUAAAAUAAAAUGGUGAGGACAAAGUCAUAAAAUUACAAGAAUAAGAUCAUAUUACAAGGAUAAAGUCACAACAUUAUGACAAUGAAGUCACAAUAUGAUAAUAAAGUUGUACAAGAACAAAGUCAAAAUAAUACAAGAAUAAAUUCAUACUAUUUAAACUUCAGUCUCAUAGUAUUAUGACUUUUAGCUCAAAAUAUUAUGACUUUAUUUUCAUAUUUUGACAAUUCUCACAUGACAUACAGUAUCCUUGUAAUAUUAUGAUUUUAUUCUUGAAAAAUUAUGACUUUGCUCUCAUAUUAUUAUGACUUUAUUCUCAUAUUAUUCUCUAAAUAUGAUGACUUUAGUCUUGUAUGAGAUUAUUGUGGUAAUUGUAUAAGUUCAUUCUUGCAAUCUUAUUUUUUCUUAGUAUGGAGCUAACACUCUGUCGUAGCAUUUAGAGUAGCUCAGAUACUUUUUUCUGUGGCACUUUAUUUACAGCUUUCUGUUUAUCGAGCAUACGUAGAGAUUGUUAGUGAACCUGUGCGUUCACAAUAAGCACUUUUCUUUUUGUCCUGCAGAUGCGUAGAAUAGAGCAGACAAAGCUGAAGUAAUUAUUUUCGGACCAUGAAACUGGAAUCUAUCCAUUAGACACUAAAUCUGACCUGGACUUUCAGAGACACAUAAAAAUAAUUAUAAAGACGGUCUUCUAUCAAUAGUCACUAGGGGAUAAAUACAAUAAGACAACAUUUGCACUACAAUGUUCUCAAAAUGCAACAUUUAAUGUUUUCUUAGUGCUGUAAGUAAAACCCUCUGAGCCAUUGUUUUCCUCUGAGUGCAAUCUGUAUGUUUUUAUAGUCUGAAAUUUAACAAAAAUAACAUGAACAGAAGUAGGAAUAUUUUUCUUCAACUCUUGCUUUUACAAUUUAUUUCUACAAUAGAUUUGACACUGUUAUUUAGGGACCUUUUAUUCUGAUUUUAGAGCAUAUGAUUUAAAGUAAAUUCCCACAUUCUUUAAGGAAAUGUAAUUUUAUUUCAGUUAUUACUUGGAGUUAUUCGGCUCAUUUUCAUUUGAAUUUAUUCCACAGAUGGGAACUAAAAUGUCUUAAUGACGAUAUUUCUUCAUGAUUCAUGAAAAUAAUUAACAGUAGUAAUAGUUUAAGCACAUCGGCGCAAAUUGUUUUUCAUUUAACAGCUAAGAAAAGGUGGUAGGAGGAGACAAAAUAGCAAACAGGUAUGAAGUGGGGGUAACGGAGGCAAUUACUAUUAUUUUCUGUUUUGUUUUACAAAAUACAGUCAAGAAAGUCGAUUUUAAGUUUUAAGAAAACUUAAAAUGACAUAAGUGUUCCCUCAGUAAGAUAAAAAAGCAAAAGAGGCAGGAUUUAUUUAGAUAAAGUGGAAGAAAAGAUUUUACGUCUUUCAAAGA